AUGCCUGAAAACCCUGCAGCAGAUAAGCAGCAGGUGCUGCAGAUCCUGGAUCGUCUGCAAGCCAAACUGCAUGAGAAAAGGGAUUCCCAACAUCAUGAAAACCUGACUGUUCUAAGGAACACCCUCAGGAGCCCCUUGUUUAACCAGAUACUGACUCUCCAGCAAUCCAUCAAGCAGCUGAAGGAACAACUCAAUUAUAUGCCUCCUGACCGUUCAGUGGAGUUUGAUUUUACUAAGAGGGGGCUGCUAGUGUUUGCUGAAAAAUCAGCCACUGCUGGGAGUGUGUAUCCACCUUGCAGUCCACCUGGACACAAAGCAUCUACCUUCACUCCAAACCUGGGAGUUAAUGAAUUUAACAUGAUCAUCCAACAAAUGGCGAAGGGAAGACAAAUAGAAUCAAUAAAGAUUGAUAAACCUUCUGUUGGAGGUCUUGGAUUUAGUGUGGUUGCCCUUAAAAAUCCCACCUUGGGAGAAGUUGGUAUCUUUGUCAAAGAAGUCCAGCCAGGAAGCAUAGCUGACAGGGAUCAAAGGCUGAAGGAAAAUGACCACAUACUGGCCAUUAAUUGCACCCCAUUGGAUCAGAACAUUUCCCAUCAGCACGCCAUAGCCCUCCUCCAGCAAUCCACAGGGUCCCUGCAUCUGGUUGUGGCCAGGGAGCCAGUUCAAGGAAACAGCAGAACUUCAUCUGUCAUAUUAAGUGAUGUAAAUCCACCUGAGACUAUUCACUGGGGCCACAUUGAAGACGUUGAGCUGAUUAACGAUGGUUCGGGACUAGGCUUUGGAAUUGUAGGAGGAAAGUCGAGUGGAGUAGUUGUAAGAACAAUUGUUCCUGGAGGAUUAGCAGAUCGGGAUGGGAGGCUCAGGACAGGAGAUCACAUUUUGCAGAUUGGAGGGACCAAUGUGCAAGGAAUGACCAGCGAGCAAGUUGCCCAAGUGCUGAGAAACUGUGGGAAUUCUGUUAGGAUGAUCGUUGCAAGAGACCCAAAGUGUGAAGUCAUGGAGACUCCGCCAGCUCCUGUGAGCUGGCCAGUCAGCACAUUACCUUCCCUUCAAAAUGGAAAUGAUAAUACCAACCUUUUUGAUACCUAUGACGUUGAACUUAUAAAAAAGAAUGGGCAAAGCCUGGGGAUAACAAUUGUUGGAUAUGCUGGUACAUGUGAUGUAGCAGAACCUUCAGGGAUUUUUGUGAAAAACAUCAUACCUGGUAGUGCUGCUGACCACAAUGGCCAAAUUCAUGUUCAUGACAAAAUUGUUGCUGUUGAUGGAGUCAAUAUACAGGAUUAUACCAACCAAGAAGUGGUGGAGGCAUUGCGUAACACUGGAGAGACUGUACGUCUUACCUUACUUAGAAGGAAACCUUCAAUUUCUUCAGAAGGACAUUCAGAGAGAGUGCAGCCAACUGUUCCAACCUUUGUGUCUCCUGGAGCUGUAGGGACUGAAAUUAGUGUGGACACUAAGAAUGAGGGAAAACAAGAACAGAAGGAUAAUCUCCAGUAUGAAAAGCAGCAGAAUCUACAUAAAGCAGGAAGAGUCCCACUCCCUCCAGCACAUGAGCUGAAAUCCAAGUGGGAAAACCUGCUGGGACCAGAAUACGAAGUUAUGGUUGUGAAUGUGGAUAUGCCCAUUACAGACGAUUCAGAGCUCCAGAAGUACUCAAAG
Acanthisitta chloris (rifleman) is the source of this 1659-nucleotide messenger RNA. RefSeq names its product inaD-like protein. The transcript has 13 exons. The annotation marks the transcript as partial. The record is from RefSeq and is a predicted model, not a curated record. NCBI's taxonomy places the organism in Eukaryota, Metazoa, Chordata, Aves, Passeriformes, Acanthisittidae. Gene Ontology annotation, molecular function: protein binding.